AUGCUCCAAACCCUCCAAACCCUUUCCGUCGACGAUUGUGGCACUGAGCUAGCGUAUCUAGACAGCGGUGUGCCACCUCAUGCCUCUCCUUUUGGCAGCCAAUAUACCACCAUCUUUGCCAUCCAUGGCAUGGCCUUUACCAGCAACGUAUUCGAGAAAAUAGCUUCCACGGCGAACCCCGCAGGUGUGCGUUGGGUGUCGAUUCAGCGCAGAGACUUCCCUGGCUCCACACCCCUUUCUGCAGCCGACCUGAACGUCCUCAAGAGCGGAACCGACGAAGAGAAGGCUCGGUACGUGCGCGACCGCGGUGUCGAGAUUGCCACCUUCGUCGAUACGUUUGUCCGGAAGAACGGACUGCCUCCGCCGGACGAAAAAGGAAGCGGCGGUGGGUUUGCAAUUUUGGGUUGGUCGCUCGGAGGCGCGUUUGCUCUUGCUGCCGCAGAAAAUGUUGGCGCUCUCGCCGAUGCGGCAAGGGCUCGCUUCGCUCGGUAUAUGCGCUCGAUUAUACUGCUCGGUGGGUUCAGACAUAAUCAUGCAGACUACCAAAUUACUUACAGUGAGUCGCUUGCAGAACCAGGCCACGCCGCCAUCGGGAUACCCCCUCCUCCCAAGCUAUGGUCGCCUUUCCGGGACGAGAACAUCCCGCCUGCUCAGCGUGCAUCCACUUUCAACAGCUGGGUCACCGCGUAUUUUGACCAUGGCGACAUCAGCAAGCGCGACCUCGACGCGCUCGAAUACGUCACACCCUCGCCGACGCGGAUGCCCAGCAUCACCAACAUGUCUGCGGAGCAGCAGGCCGCGAUCGUAUAUAACGGCUGUGCGUUGACGAGCGAGUUCCCCCUGGCAGGCAACUGCGCUCAGCAAGUGUACGCGACCUACCAGAAGGCGGUAUUCGACCAGAAGACUAGGGAGAGUCUGCUGAACACGGCGAUAUGGGUGCUUUGCGGCGACUCUGGACCGUCGUUUUCUUUGUCGACGUUGUGGGUCAUGGAGGAGGACGAUAAGGCUCAUGGAGGUGGGAAAAUCCAAUUUCGCCUCCUCAAGGGAGCAAACCACUGCAUGUUUUGGGACUAUCCGGAGGUUACUCUGAGGGCGAUACUAGACACCAUGGCGUAA
This is a messenger RNA of Phanerochaete carnosa HHB-10118-sp, 1116 nucleotides long. RefSeq lists its product as uncharacterized. The record is from RefSeq and is a predicted model, not a curated record. NCBI's taxonomy places the organism in Eukaryota, Fungi, Basidiomycota, Agaricomycetes, Polyporales, Phanerochaetaceae. The transcript has 3 exons. The coding region runs from base 1 to 1116 and encodes 371 amino acids.